Molecule: messenger RNA, 1266 nt
Organism: Metarhizium brunneum ARSEF 3297
Lineage: Eukaryota; Fungi; Ascomycota; Sordariomycetes; Hypocreales; Clavicipitaceae
Source: RefSeq, a predicted model, not a curated record
AUGACGACUUCCGCGACGGACGUGAUUCCGCCCGCACACGAGGCUGCUGGAAUCUGCACAGCCCCGUGUCGCGCUGACGAGCUGAACAGGCACCACGCCCGCGCGCAAGGCCGCGACCUGCACUGCGACAGCGAGGGCCGCGGAACGACAGAGCGGCCGGGAACAGCUGGGCACAGCUUGCGCGCCGCGCGGGAUGAGGCCGGCGACGCGCUCGUCUAUUCCAACUUGGGAGACGGCAGGGUGCUGGUCUUUUGGCUGCUUCUGCUCGCUACCCAACUCGCGACUGCGCUGUGGUUCGGAAUCGUCGUCUCCUUGGCCAAGAUGCCCGUCUUGCCCCGUGUUUCCGGCCCUGAACCCCGUGCAAAAGGGGAGUCGGCUCAUUUAUUGGCAGAUGCCUGGUCGUCACUGACUCUCAGCACGACCGUCGACGCCGUCGCCGUCUUGGCCACGUUCAACGGCCCCGUCAUCCGGCGCUUUCAUUACGCCGUGUCCCAGCGCAUCAUGAUUCUGGCCUCGAUCCUGUCCUUUCUCCUGUCUUCGUGGAACGAAAAGGCGGGUUUCGUCGCGCGGUAUCCAGUCGAGUCCGUGGCCGUUGCUUGUGCGCUGUACGCGCUCUUCUGCCUCCUUCUAGACAGCUUCGAGAAGAAGAUGCACGCGAGCGAUGCGGAUUGCAGCUGGCGACGGCUUUCGCAGUACAGCCAAAGGUUCUGCCGAGCUCAGUCCACCUGGGGCCGUGCGCUGAUACACUCGGCUGUUAUUGCUGCCGUCGGGCUUUUCCUGACCGCACUCAUACCCGCUCCGUGGUCGUCGGUUAUUCCCGUCGUCCAGAUACUCUUCGAGGCCGUAUACCUAUCGACGUUGAGGAUAAAAAAGACGCCGCAGUAUAUUCUCCUCAGCUCGCCCCCCUUCUUUGCCAACAUCUGCGUGCUUUGGGGGGUGGCGCCGCUGCUUUCUUCGCCGCGAAUAUCUAUCCGGCCUUGGUCUUUUCUGGCCCUGUUUCUGGCAGGACGCGUACUGCUUGACGUGCACUUGCGAACUGUACUGAAAUGGCGGCAUGAGCUGCAAUGGACCAGAGAGGAGGUGCUCCCUUCUACACGCCGACUGUUGUGUGUUUGCGCCGCAAUGUUGCUGUUUGAAAACCUGGGGCUCAGGGUUGUCACAUAUGUCAAGCUUAUCAUGAUUCCUGCUAUAUUUGGUGCGGCAAGUGUUGGGUUCACUUCGCUUGCCGCCCACAGCAUUGCUGUUAGGGUCCCUGCUCACAGAUAG